Molecule: messenger RNA, 4029 nt
Organism: Fusarium subglutinans
Lineage: Eukaryota; Fungi; Ascomycota; Sordariomycetes; Hypocreales; Nectriaceae
Exons: 1
Coding region: 1-4029 (1342 amino acids)
Molecular function (GO): protein binding
Source: RefSeq, a predicted model, not a curated record
AUGGCAUCUGAUCUCACGAGUCAGCUUGAACAUGCUGCAAUGUUGAUAGCAUCUCAAGAGCAAGAUGAAGAGCUCAUUCCAGACGGUCAGUUCUGCCGUAACAAAAAUUUUCUAAAGGGCGUGGAUCCAGAAAUAUGCAAGUAUAUCUAUGCUGUUAUGCUUUUGGAUCGCUCCGAGAGAGCAAAGCGAUUCUCCAUGGCAAGUGAGGAAGUCUUGAUGACGAGAGGUGUCGGUAACAAUACGUCUGGCUUGAAGGAUGCAGCUAUUCUGGGUGCUCUAGCUGUUUUCAACGUUCUCAAGAGUGAGCCUAUGAGAGGGGUCAUGGUCAGCAUGUUUGGGAGAGUUCUGCGGAGACAGUGGGAGGUUGCAAGUCCAGACAAUGAGAUUGAAGCUCUGGAUCGGGCUGUGGAAUAUCUUAGAAAAGCUGUGGAGUUUGGACCACGGGAUCAUUCAAACCGAGCAUUGCAUCUCGAUGAUCUUGGCGACAUUCUCACGCAAAGGUACAAAGUUUCCCACGAGCCGGUCGACUUUGAGGAUGCGAGUGCGGCUUUCCAUGAAGCGCUGGCGACAGACUUCCCCGGGAAGCCCAUCUUCUAUCUUGGCCUGGCAAAGCUACAGCAGGAAAGGGCAUUGUUCCAGGAAGAAGAGAAGGAAACCUUACUUCGUGAGAGCAUGACCACUCUGCAGCUUGCCGAAGACUCGGUCCCGAGCCAUUUCGACUCGACGCCUUUCAGAUACACCAUUGCAGAUAUCCAUCGCGCUCACGCCGCGUGUUUCGUUCACUUAUACGACCUGAACCAGGAUAUCGAGAAUCUUAGAAAGGCAAAGGCGUGUCUCAACAGAGGACUUGCAGUCUCAGAAGAAAAGCGUUCGAAAGACCGCUUUAACUGUCUCAUCAACUUGGCGUCGCUACAGCAGAAGCUAAAUGAAGAAGAGAACACACGAGACCCUUCUACUCAGAUCGGCUACUUGAGGCAAGCCCUCAGGGUUCAUCCAAACUCGGUAGAUGCACUAGAAGAGCUAGCGAAUGCACUUACUGAAAGGGCUGAGCAAAAUAGCCACCGGGAAACACAGAUAGAAGCAGAUAAGCUCAUCGAGCGGAUGAAUGAGCUAGAGAUCGUCGAUCCAUCACCGAAAACACCAGCACGACUGAUCAGAGACGCAGGUGCUCAUGAAGAGCAAUUCAGCAAGACCGGGCUCUUCUCGGAAAUCGACCUGGCUGUUAAGUGCUUACAAGAUGCCCUCGACCAUCCAGAUUUACAAGGUUACCAACAGAUCAAUUGCUAUCAACAACUCGCCAUAGCACUUCUCCUCAGGUUCGAAGCUAACGGCGACAAAGAUGAUCUCCGUAACGCGUGUCAAGCAAAUCUCGAUGUCUUGCCUUUUCUCAACGACCUCGAAGACCCGAUGAAAGCUCGAUGUUUGAGAGCUUCUGGGAGGGCGGCUUUUGUGUCGGCGCAGAUUCCUGGACAAGAGCAAUUCAUCGAUGGCGCUUUGACGGCACUCAUUGCAGCGAAGACAAUAGCCUCUCGGACGGAUCCCUUUUAUCUUACUGUCAUGAAUGAUAUCGGCAAUGCUUACGUCGUCAAAUGUCAAUGUACCGGCGAUGUCAAGUAUCUUUCACAGGCCACUGAAGCAUACCAGGACGGCCUUGAUGCUUCAAAGGAGCAGGGGUCUUCUGACGGUACUAUGAACAUCAUGUUGACUCAUGGGUUGGGGAAUACGGCCAUGUAUCAAUUCAAGUUCUCUGGGAGAUUGGAAGACAUCAACACGGCGAUCAAAGCUUUUGAGAGAUGCCUGGACUCAACUGGGCCUACCGAAGUUCGGGCUGGUUCUCGGACGAGAAGUCUCAGCCAUGCUCUUCAGCUCAGGUAUGACGACACCCAGGACGUGAAAGAUAUCAUCAAAGCUGGUCAAAUUGUCGAAGAGGUUCUAGGUAGGAAUCUCAAACUCCCACCAGUCGAAAUCUCGGCACUGCACAACAUGCUCGGAACAGCAUAUCUUCGUCAAUACCACCGAGCGGAAGAUCUGAGUCAUCUUGCUCAAGCCGAGAAGAACUUCAACGUAGCUCUCUCAUGUGGCUGCACGGAUAAGUUUUACUUAUUCUCGGCGCGGGUCAAUUUGACGCGCACGUUGCAGUACAGAGCUAAGAAGACACUCAGCCUGCGAGACCUUCGCGAUGCGCUUGUGAACUUCCAAGAGUGCAUCUCGAUGGGUGGCAUGGACGAUAUCAACCGUGGAAGCCUGCUUAUCAACCAAGCCGAGCUACUCAUCGCGAUCUGGACUGUCAGUCCAGCUCCACUGAGCACUCUGGCUGCAAAUGCAUACCUGAUCAUGAUGACUCAAUUCUCAUCGGCACCUGGUAUCGCUCGUCACGCAAUCGCGUGGAUGAAAGUCUAUGCAUCCAUGUUUGCGCAUGUGGUAGCCAAGGACUCGGCAGCUGCAAAGAACUAUAUCCGAGAAGCGGCUGAAGAUCUCCCCUUCGCAGUAUAUGCUUGUACCACGCGCGCUGAUCAAUUACGCCAAGCAAAGAAAUUCCAAGCCUUGCCGACACUUGCUCUUUGCUUUUCACUCGCCGCUGGAGAUCCAGUGGUUGAAGCGCUACAGCUAUAUGAGAGAAGUCGAUGUGUCUUGUGGGAGGAGAUUCUCAAUAAGGGUGCAGAUGCUGGCCUGGAUCAGUUGAGGGAAAACUUUCCAGAUCUCGCAACUCGUUUUCUUGAAGCGAGGGUCUCCGAGAAAGUCAGCGGCCAGCGAGCGGCGCGGUUCGACCUUGAUAAGAAGUUUCUCCAGAGUCAGACGGCUUACAACAAGUCCACUUCGUUUCAGGAGCUGAUAGCCGAGAUCAGAGGAAAAGAUGGGUUCCAGGAUUUCCUCAGGCUGCCCCGCAAUGACUCGCACUUUUAUGAACUUGCCGAGUCUGGUCCCAUCGUCAUUGUCGAGACGGAACCUCUGAGUGGUGGCUACGCUCUCAUCAUCACCACGACAGAUAUUCGGAAAAUCACACUUCCCAAAUUCACUGCCGACGAUAUCAGAGAGCACAAGCAGCUCUUUCGCGAGGCCAUUGAUAUGUCUAAUGACGGAGAUGGUGAGGGCGGUGAUCUUCUCCAUUAUCUACUUACAUGGCUCUGGGAAGUUGUAGCAGAACCCAUCCUACUCAAUCUGGGGUAUGAUGGUGUUCCUCAAAAUGGAGAUCUGCCGAGGGUCUGGUGGUUGACGACGAGUAGCAUUAAUGCUUGGCCCAUUCAUGCAGCUGGAGAUCAUCGACGGGCAGUAGAGACGGGAGAGCGCUGCACGGUACUCGAUCGAUGCGUCCCAUCGUAUACGAAUACCCUUCGCGGGUUGUCAUUUGUGAGGGAUCGGGAGAAAGAAAUGAUGCAAUUUAAUGGACAUCAGAAAGCGAUGCUAGUUAAGAUGGAGACAACAGAUCACCUUGCGCCGCUACAACAUGCCCCAAGCGAGAUCGACACUAUUGACACAAUUCUCACUGCCGGAGGAUACGACACCGUAAUCCAUGAUCGCCCAGUCCGGAAGGAGGCACUCAUGGGUCUACUCAACUCACAGAUCGCACACUUCGCCUGCCACGGCGAAGUCGACAACUUGAAUCCAGCACGGAGCGGUCUCCUCCUACGCGACUGGUACACCCAAAAUACAAAUGGCGAUAUUGCAAGAGGAAACGUCCUCGACGUGCAAAGCAUGAUGUCCGCGCCAAAGAAGCUCACCUGCUCUCUCAUCUAUGUAUCGGCAUGUGAGACAGCUAUUACAGGUGAUCCAAUGCUUCCGGAGGAAUCGAUCCAUCUUGCCGCUGGGUUCCAGAUGGCGGGUGUACCGUGUGUAGUAGCUAGCUUAUGGAAAGCAGAGGAUGAGACUUGUGGUCUUAUGUCUAAGGUCUUUUACGCUGAUUUGCUGAAAGGAGGGACCGGUGUUACGGGAGAUCGGUCUGCGAGGGCGUUGAGACAAGCUGUGCUGGAACAGCGGCAGGCUGGGGUUGAUCCGAGGUUCUGGGCAACUUGGGUCCAUUAUGGUCCCUGA